UUUCCGGUGGUGGGCCUGGGGCGCAGGCGCAGUUUCACCGUGGGCCGGCCUGGCGGUUGGGCUGUGGGUUGUCCGAGAGGUCUUCGUGGAGCUCCUGGGUAUUGGUGGCCCUGCAGCCAUGGUGAUCCUGAGAUGCAGUUCUCUGAGGCCUUUUCCAAGAGCUUCAAGGCAGAGACGGAUGUGAAGGGCGACAUCCUGUAACUGGUGACGGAACUUUGGGAAGAGCUUCGGCCCACGUGCCGGAAGGACCUUGACUGCCUCAAGACUGCCCAUCACCAAGAAAGGAGCAUGGAGGAUAAGGAGGGAGUGACUUCGGGCUUCCGAGCAGACCGAUCCCAGACAAAUGACACAAAGAAAACAAGAGGAAAAAAAUCAGCACAACUUCUCAAUACAGUGAAAAAGUCCGAAGACACAAGUAACGGCCGACACCUGCGGACCUCGCGCUUCUGUAAAACGGCUGCAGUAACAUUCAAGGAUGUGGCUGUGGACUUCACUCAGGAGGAGUGGAGACAACUGGACCCUUCCCAGAGGAACCUCUAUCGGGAUGUGAUGCUAGAGAACUAUGAGAACCUUGUCUCCCUGGGGCUUCCAGUAUCCAAACCUGAUGUGAUCUCCCAAUUGGAGAGAGGAAAAGUACCUUGGAUGCAAGAUGGAGAAUCCCUAAAGGGCACUUGUCCAGAUUCUUUUAUUCAAGAGACGAGGUCUGGAAUCAUGGACUCUACUCUAAAGCAGAGUAUUUAUGUAAGAGUGCCAUCCCAGGGAAGACUCAAAAAGGAUGAUCCCACGCUGGGAAAGACUUGGGAAGAGGAUGCCAAGUUAGAGAGGAGGAAGAGCAGCCAGAGGAAACAAUCCAGACAAGUGACAAUCACUCCAAAAAAUCUUGCUAAACAGAGGCAUUUCCGUGAAAGUAAUACACAUGGGAGAAAGUUUAGUUUAGGAUCAGUCUUUGUUCCAAAACAGAAUGUUGCUUUAGGAAAAAGUCACCAGAAUUAUGGUACACAAGGAAAUAGCAUCAAACCAAUUUCAGACUUAGUUAAACAUAGUAAAGUCUCUAAAGGGAAGACCCUUUCUAAGUAUAAUUGUAAGAAGCCCUCCAGUUAUCACUCAGACUUUGUUCCGUUUCAUAUGAUGCAUUCUGGAGACAAACCGUGUAAAUGUAACGAAUGUGAGAAAGCCUUCAGUAAGAACUCACAUCUUGCUGAAAACCGGGGAAUUCAUCCUGGAAAGAAAAAUGAAUGUGGGAAAGAGUUAAGCCAUAGUGGAAGCUUGUCUCAAAAUAAGAGGGCUAAUAUUGGAGAGAAACCCUUUAAAUGUCAUUAUUGUGGCAAAGCCUUUAACAACAACUCAAGCCUCAUUCUGCACCUAAGAAUUCACACUGGUGAGAAACCCUUUGAGUGUAAUGAAUGUGGCAAAGCCUUCAGCCAGAGGGGAAACCUUAAUGAACACAAGAAAAUUCAUACUGGAGAAAAACCAUUCAAGUGUAGUGAAUGUGGCAAAGCCUUCAGCAGCAAUUCUAGCCUUACUCUGCAUCAAAGAGUUCACACUGGAGAAAAACCUUUUAAGUGUAAUGACUGUGGGAAAGCCUUCAGCCAGAGGGGAAAUCUCAAUGAACAUAAGAGAACUCAUACUGGAGAAAAACCUUUUGAGUGUAAUGAAUGUGGGAAAGCAUUCAGCCAAAGGGGCCAUCUUACUGAACAUCAGAGAAUUCAUUCUGGAGAGAAACAUUUUGAAUGCAGUGAAUGUGGGAAAGCCUUCAACCAUAGAGUAUCUCUUAUUGAUCAUCAGAGAAUUCAUACAGGAGAGAAACCCUUCGAGUGUAAUGAAUGUGGGAAAGCCUUCAACCAGAGAGGGCACCUUAAUGAACAUAAAAGAAUCCAUACUGGAGAGAAACCUUUUGAAUGUAAUGAAUGUGGGAAAGCCUUCAUCCAUAAGGGAAGCCUUACUGAGCAUCAGAGAAUUCAUGCUGGAGAGAAACCCCUUGAAUGUAAUGAAUGUGGCAAAACCUUUAGCCAUCGGACUUCCCUCUAUUCUCAUCUGAGAAUUCAUACUGGAGAGAAACCCUUUGAAUGUAAUGAUUGUGGGAAAGCUUUCAGCCAUAAUGCAUCUCUUAUUUAUCAUCAGAGAAUUCAUACUGGAGAGAAACCUUUUGAAUGUAAUGAAUGUGGGAAAACCUUCAGCCAUAGGAGAUCCCUUCUCCACCAUCAGAGAGUUCAUACUGGAGAGAAACCCUUUCAGUGUAAUGAAUGUGGGAAAGCAUUCAGCCAGCGAGGGAACCUUUUUUAUCAUCAGAGAAUUCAUACUGGAGAGAAACCCUUUGAAUGUAAUGAGUGUGGAAAAGCUUUCAGUCAUAGUACAUCCCUUAUUUAUCAUCAUAGAGUUCAUACUGGCGAGAAACCCUUUGAGUGUAAUGAAUGUGGCAAGGCAUUCAGCCAGAGAGGGCAACUUAAUAAGCAUCAAAGAAUUCAUACUGGAGAGAAACCUUGUAAAUGUAACGAAUGUGGGAAGACUUUCAGUCAGACAGGACACCUUCUUAGACAUCAGAGGGUUCAUACUGGGGAGAAACCCUUUGCAUGUAAUAAAUGUGGUAAGUCCUUCAGCCAGAGGGGAAGCCUUGUUCUACACCAGAGAAUUCAUACUAGAGAGAAACCCUUUCAAUGCAGUGUGUGUUCAAAAGCCUUCAGUCAUAGAACAUCCCUUACUUGUCAUCAGAGAAUUCACAAUGGAAAAUAAGCCGAUGAAUAUAAUGAAUUUGGAAACUCCUUCAGCUUUGGUCAUCUUAGCCACAGGGGACACCUUACUAAAUACCAGAAAAUUCAUAAUAGGAAGCCCAUAAGUGUAAUGCUGUGAAAAUGCCUUCAGCACUAGUUGAACCCGUCAGGCAUCAGAGAAUUAGUAUUGAAGAAAAUCCUUAUAAAAGUCUCAACUGACAAAACCUUUGAUGUAUUCAUGCCUCAUCAGGCACCAGAGACUUUAUGUUGGAGAUUAAUGAUUAAUGAUGGGGAAGGAAUAUUCUGGGGAAGCCUUCAUAAAAAACUGCCACUUGUCAAAUACCGUAUAAUUAAGAGGGGAAUCUUCACCAACUACAUUAUUGUAGCAUACCUCCCUUUAUCACCCUUCUUGUAAUAUACAUCAGCUGCCUUCAGUAACAAGUUCUGCAAUAAGUAUGCUCAAGCAGAAUCUGAAAAGACAUUUGUGUAACCAAGGUUACAGAAAAUGUUUAGUCAAACCACUGAAGUGUUAUAUUUAUUUAGUUGCAAGGGAUUCUAUUCUCCCCAUACUUUAAUUUUUCCUUUUAAAAAUUCUGAACUUACUAUCCAACAGCAAACAAUACAGUUGCACAAGGAAGAAUAAAAUAUUGUACAUGAAACUCUACACCCUAUUUUUUGCAGUUUAUUAAAUAAAAAUGUCUAUGUUCCCUUCACCAGGUCAGUCAGCAUCGAAUAGUGUGUGUAGGGGGGGGGGGGGACGGACUGUCUGCCAUUUACUCUCUUUGUGGCCUUUGGCAAGUCACUCAAGCCCUCUCUGUAUGAAGAGUAACUUCCUAGGAGUUCAGUACUACCAGCUCCUGUUUCUAUUGAGGGCACCAAAAGCAUACUGCAAACUCCAGGUUUGCAACCUUGGAGUCAUCUUUCCUUUUCUGUCCUCUUAGUCUGUCUGCUGCUGACUUGUAGUUUCCACUUCCACAGCCUCUUUUCAAUCUGUCCUCUUUCCCCUUCGUUCAAACUCUUCUCACCUCUCACUUGGACUACUGUAGUAGCUUCCCAAUUGCUCUCCCUGUCUCUUCUCUUUGAAAAGAAGUUUUAUCCAGGCGGUGGCGUCACAGAGCCAGAUUGCAAGCAUUUGAGCACUAGGAUUGGAAGAAGUGGGGCCACUAAGUGGAGAUGGCUUUUUUCCAUCUUGAAGUAAUGGAAGAGUCAGUUAAGGAGGAAAUAUAUAUAUACAUACACACACACACACACACACACACACAUGCAGGCAAAGUAUAAAGUGAGGUCUUCUGAGUAGGAUGGCUUAUUGUAUAGUCUAGGUGGCUUGACGAUAAAAAGUUGGAACAGACUCUGUAGGGAGUAAUUUUUUUUAAGGCUAUUAGUAUGUAAGAGAUUGAAAAAAAAAUCCAGUGUCAGUUUUUUUUGUUUGUUUUCUUUUCCUUAGCAAUCAGUUAUCUCCUUUAACAUGCAUAUUUGUUGUGAGCUGGCAUUGACGCUGCUCUCCUGCCCAACCUCUUGAGGGAAAGGUUCUUCUGAUGUAUCCGUAUACCCUGAUUCUUAGUUGACAAUCAUGUUUGAGUCAGUCCCCGUCACUGGAGACCAGUUUUUCCGCAUCCUCCCAGAAAUGCCCCAGGGCAUAUGUCUGUUUCCUCUGAAGUCUCAUCAAGUGGUUGAAUGGUGAAAGUUAUCAAAUUGAGCAAAGGUCUUCUGAUCAUCUCUACUACAGAAAAAGCAUGUCCUGUGUUUAAAAAAACAAAGUUUCUAUUCUGUUUUUUCUUUUCAUUUUAAAUUAUCAAGAAAUGCCAUGUUUUGUCGGACUUUUCUUGGAUAUUUUCAUAUAGUGUGGAUUUUUUAUGUGCUGUAAUAUGUUGAUAAUAAUGCUUAUGUGUACCAACAUUUCAUUCCUGCAAUAAAUCCUGCUUAGUUAUUAGAAUGUAAACUCCUAGAGGACACAGACUGUGUUUUUCUUUUUAUCCUCAACACUUAGCACAGUGUUUGGCACUUAGUGCUAAUCAUGAGGUGAUUAAAUAAUGCUUGUUGCUUGAUGAUGAAUAAUUUUGUUUCCAUAUUUUAUAAACUAAUAUUUAAUAUUUUUGCAUGUAUAUUAAAUAGAAAAUAAGCCUAUAAUUUUAUUUUCUAGCAUCAUCUUGCUGAAAUUUGCCCAUUUAAUGUAGUAUCAAUCAGGAUUUUAUUCUGAUUAUUCAUGUUAUUAUUCAGGAAACUCAAUAAAAGAAUAGUGAACUUUA
Molecule: messenger RNA, 4954 nt
Organism: Trichosurus vulpecula (common brushtail)
Lineage: Eukaryota; Metazoa; Chordata; Mammalia; Diprotodontia; Phalangeridae
Product: zinc finger protein 2 homolog
Exons: 8
Coding region: 289-2730 (813 amino acids)
Biological process (GO): regulation of transcription by RNA polymerase II
Molecular function (GO): RNA polymerase II cis-regulatory region sequence-specific DNA binding; DNA-binding transcription factor activity
Source: RefSeq, a predicted model, not a curated record